This is a messenger RNA of Hylaeus anthracinus, 2937 nucleotides long. Its product is annotated as probable 2-oxoglutarate dehydrogenase E1 component DHKTD1 homolog, mitochondrial. Bases 96 to 2903 code for a protein of 935 amino acids. NCBI's taxonomy places the organism in Eukaryota, Metazoa, Arthropoda, Insecta, Hymenoptera, Colletidae. Gene Ontology annotation, molecular function: oxoglutarate dehydrogenase (succinyl-transferring) activity; thiamine pyrophosphate binding. The transcript has 13 exons. Gene Ontology annotation, biological process: tricarboxylic acid cycle. The record is from RefSeq and is a predicted model, not a curated record.
CGAUGGAGGGGAUAGAGAGCAAUAAACUAACCGGGAUAUCGGAUCGCGAUGGGGGACUUGUCAGUUGAUCCGCAGAUUUCAUAACGAAUGCGAGAAUGCAAGCAAUUAUACGAACAUUCUACAAAUACAGACAUCCGCGUUUCGAGUGGAUAAAUAAUAAUCCGGCUUCGAGAUGUUUCGCUUAUCGACCAAGCAUCUCCGUGCGAUCGUAUCACAGUGAAAAUGGUGUUUACGGAUACAAACCGAGGAUUCAGCGACGCUUCGAAGUGUCAACAAAAUAUUUAGAAACCCGCUCAGAAAACAGUAAUUUUUAUCGGCUUGUUACCGCCUACAGAGAGCAUGGUCACAAACAAGCUAAUAUAGAUCCUAUAUCACCUAAGGCACCGAUACUACUGCCAGAGUUAAGUCCGGAAAAUUUUGGUUUGCGUUUAAACGACAAAGUUUCCUUCCAAGGAAUUUUAACAAUGGGAAAAGAGGAAGGAACGGUGGAAGAAGCUUUAGAAUUUCUGAAAAAAGCGUACAGUAACACGAUAGGACUUGAGUUUAGUUACUUGGAGACCGAAGAGGAAAAGGAAUGGUUCGCGGAAACCACCGAAAAAUGUGUAACGAGUUCCUUGACAAACACGACGCAAACAGCUAUUGCGAUGGAGAUGCUGAAAAGCCAGGCCUUCGAUCAGUUUUUAGCCGUAAAGUUCGUAAGCCUCAAAAGAUAUGGGUGCGAGGGAGCCGAGAGUAUGAUGGCCUUCUUUCAUGAAUUUUUCAAAUUGUGCGCACAUGAUAACUUGGAGUACAUCGUGCUCUGUAUGCCUCAUCGAGGUCGUCUCAACUUCCUGACGGGUAUGCUGAAUUUCCCAGCAGAAAAGUUAUUUCGAAAGCUACGAGGAUACUCUGAAUUUCCAAACGGCGUGAAAGCCACCGGCGACGUAAUCAGUCAUUUAGUAUCCUCCACCGACCUCGUAAUCGACGGGAAAAAUGUUCAUGUAACGAUGUUGCGAAACCCUUCGCAUUUGGAGGCUGUGAAUCCGAUAUCGAUGGGGAAAACACGCGGGAUAAUGCAAGCCGUUAAGGACGGUGGUUAUAACGAGGAUGAAAACGCGCGAUGGAGCGAUAAAGUGUUAAAUAUCCAAGUUCACGGAGAUGCGGCUUACGCUGGUCAAGGUGUAAAUCAAGAAUGUCUGGCUUUGUCCGCGGUUCCACACUUUGAGAUAGGAGGAACAGUUCACCUAGUAAUCAACAAUCAACUAGGCUUCACAACUCCACCUUCUAGAGGUAGAUCGUCGAGAUAUUGCACGGAUCUGGCAAAGAUGAUCUCCGCACCAGUGCUUCACGUGAACGGAGAUGACCCUGAGAUGGUCGUUCGUGCCACUAGAAUAGCUUUCGAAUAUCAACGACGCUUCAGAAAGGAUGUUUUCAUCGAUUUGAAUUGCUUUAGAAGAUGGGGUCACAACGAAUUGGACGAUCCAGUCUUCACGAAUCCCCUUAUUUAUAAAAUUAUAAACAAUCGCCCUAAAUCAGUACCGGACCGAUACGUCGAAAAAUUAAUAAAGUCGAACGUUCUUUCUAUGGAAAAAGCUAAAGACAUCGUUAAGAACCAUAAAGCUUGGCUAAAUCGAGCACUGAAACAGGUUGACAACUACAUUCCACAACCUGCAUACUUUGCAGGCCUGUGGAGCGAAAUGCAGCAAGCUGACGCAACUGUAACCCAAUGGGAUACAGGUGUAGAUUUAAAUCUAUUGAAAUUCAUAGCUUUAAAGAGUGUUCACGCCGAGGAUGACUCGGCGAUCCACCCACAGCUAAUGAAAAAUCAUAUUCAAUCUCGACUGAAGAAAGUGACCAACGAUGAACGCUUGGACUGGGCCACAGCUGAAGCAUUGGCCAUUGGAAGUUUGUUGUAUCAAGGCUACAGUGUCAGAAUAAGCGGACAAGACGUAGGUCGAGGAACAUUUUCACAUAGACAUGCCAUGCUCGUCGAUCAAUCUACAGGAGGCAUACACAUCUCCCUGAACUCUAUGAUCGAGGGUCAAACUGGAAAACUAGAGUUGGCGAACAGUAUUUUGUCGGAGGAAGCAGUUCUUGGCUACGAGUAUGGUAUGAGCGUAGCUUUACCAACUACUUUGACCAUCUGGGAGGCUCAGUUUGGCGAUUUUUUUAAUGGAGCACAGAUCAUUAUCGACACUUUCGUAAGCAGCGGAGAAGUAAAAUGGAUGUUAAGUAGCGGGCUAACAAUGCUCUUACCACAUGGCUACGAUGGCGCUGGACCCGAGCACAGCUCCUGUAGACUUGAAAGAUUUUUACAACUCACGGAUAGCAAAGAAAACAGGCCUGACGGCGACGAUGUUAAUAUGCACAUCGUAAACCCUACAACUCCAGCACAAUAUUUUCAUGUUUUAAGAAGACAAAUGGUAAGGAAUUUCCGAAAGCCUUUGAUAAUAGUGGCUCCAAAAAUAUUAUUACGUCACACUGUUGCAACAUCAUUGUUACAAGACAUGGGACCAAAAACUAAAUUUGAGAAUGUUAUAGGAGAUGAGAAAGCGGUAGAGACAGAUGUAAAUAAGAUGAUUUUAGUGAGCGGCAAGCACUAUUAUGCUCUCGAUGAUUACAGAGACAGAACAGAACAGAAGAAUGUUGCCAUCGUUAGGCUAGAGAGUUUAUGCCCUUUUCCAAUUCAUGAAUUAUUACGAGAGAUCAAUCGAUAUAAACAUAUAAAGACAUUCGUAUGGAGCCAAGAGGAACCGCAAAAUAUGGGAGCAUGGAACUUCGUCAAGUCUCGUUUUGAAAAUUUAUGCGGUAGACCGUUGACGUACUGCGGACGUAAACCUAUGGCUGCACCAGCUGUUGGCGAAGGACAAUUGCAUCAACAAGAAGCUCAGGAAGUUAUCGAUAAACCGUUUCGUAUAAAAUGACUUUUCACAUCUAUUUCUUAACGUAAAAAGUUUA